AUGAAAGUGGUGCUGCUGAGCUCUGAUGACCUGUCUGUGUUGGACUCGGUUGAGGUUCCAGAACCUCAGGAAACACAAACAUAUGACAAAUGUAGUAAGAACAUAAGUCAUGUAUCUUCAUCACAGAAUGGAUCUAAUGUUAUGGCUUUUCUCAAGAGAAAUGCUUUUGUUGUUCUCACAAUGUCUGCUGUUGUAAUAGGGAUCGGCCUGGGCUUUGGACUACGACAAGUAAAUAUGUCACCCAGGGGUGUAAAAUAUUUAACUUUUCCUGGAGAGCUGCUGAUGAGAGUCCUGCAGAUGUUGGUGCUUCCUCUAAUUGUUUCCAGUGUGAUUACAGUAAUGUCAUCUGUGGACAGGAAGGCUUAUGGGAAAAUUGGGCUGAGGGCCUUCAGCUAUUACAUGGUCACCACACUUAUUGCUGCAUUUACUGGCAUCGCCUUAGCUGUUCUCAUCCAACCAGGGAAAUCAUCCAGGGCUGCUUCGGUGUCCUCUAGUGGUAACACAGAAGCUGUGCAGACGGUGGAUUCUUUCCUCGAUCUCAUCAGAAACAUGUUUCCCUCAAAUCUGGUGGAGGCUUGUUUCAGAAAGUAUAAAACAGUUUAUUCCAGGAGUGUUUCUACAGGAGGGAGUCUCAUCAGUGUGACUGAAACCAGUGAAAACUAUGACAGAGUACCAGUGCCAGGCACCUCAGACGGAGUCAAUAUUUUGGGUUUGUUGUGCUUCUCUGUUGCCUUUGGCCUUGCCCUGGGCAGUCUGAAGACUAAGGGGGAACCUCUAAAGGUUUUCUUUGACUGUUUGAAUAAAGCCACCAUGCAUCUGGUCAGCAUCGUCAUCUGGUAUUCCCCAGUGGGAAUCCUCUUCCUACUGGCAGGACAGAUUGUGAAGAUGACAGAUGUUGGCGAGAUUGGCGGAGAAGUUGCCAUGUAUUUCCUCACUGUGCUCACUGGCCUCCUGAUCCACAGCGUCAUCACUCUUCCCCUCAUCUAUCUCAUGGUUACACGAAAGAAUCCCUUCAGGUUUAUUGGUGGUCUACUCCAGGCUCUCACCACUGCUUUUGGGACUUCAUCAAGUUCUGCAACCCUACCUGUUACCCUGUACUGCAUGGAGGAAAAUCACAACAUGGAGAAACAAGUGACACGCUUCAUGCUCCCCAUUGGAGCCACAAUGAACAUGGAUGGGGCAGCGCUCUAUGAAGCUGUAGCGGCAUUAUUCAUCGCCCAGGUUAACAAUAUCGAGUUUAACUUGGGUCAAAUCAUUGCCCUCAGUUUGAUUGUCACAGCUGCAAGCACUGGUGCAGCAGGCAUCCCACAGGCUGGCAUGGUAUCCAUGGUGAUUGUAUUGGAAUCAGCUGGACUUCCCACUGAAGACAUUUCACUGCUCAUGAUCGUCGACUGGAUUCUCGAUCGUAUAAGGACUACCAUCAAUGUGCUGGGUGACUGUAUCGGUGUGAGUGUAGUGCAGCAUCUGUCCAGGUAUGAGCUGCAGCACUCCGGUCCCGCAGAAAAAAGCUCGGCGGAAGAAAGUCCUCAGAUCUGAGCACCAUGAGGUCUGACAGGAUCUGUGUCCAAUGGCUAAUAAAUUAAUGUGACAAGUUAUUAAUGAAUGAUAACAAAAUACUAUUUUGUCUACACUGAUGAGAUGCAUUUUACUACCCAGUGCACAGUAGCAGUCCAUAAUCAUCUAGCCUAAAAUAAGAACCUGUUCUGGCUCAUCAGAAACUAAAGAAACUCAGUGACUUGCAGAUGGUAUUAGAACAGAGGUCAGGAAGGGGGCAGGUCUUCUCCUCUGUAAAAACAUUUUAUAAUAAGACUUAAGGUUGUCAUGAUUCCCCUCUAAAAUGUCUAUAAAAUAUGAUUAUUUUCUAGAACAGCACAGAAUACUUUGUGGAUUAUGGCAAAUUAUAUAUGUCUCAUCUGUCAUGGGCCGUAGGUUCGGUAAGUGUAUUUUGGUUGUUUUUUAAAUAUAGAGGGUUAGGGUUAGCUCUUUUUAAUAGCCUCUGUAAAGCCUGCUACUUCUUUACAUUUUCAGUGUUAUAACUGUAAUUA
Plectropomus leopardus (leopard coralgrouper) is the source of this 2045-nucleotide messenger RNA. NCBI's taxonomy places the organism in Eukaryota, Metazoa, Chordata, Actinopteri, Perciformes, Serranidae. The record is from RefSeq and is a predicted model, not a curated record.